Messenger RNA from Chelmon rostratus (copperband butterflyfish), 3295 nucleotides. It is a transcript of the gene znf395a, whose product is annotated as zinc finger protein 395a. Bases 153 to 1445 code for a protein of 430 amino acids. NCBI's taxonomy places the organism in Eukaryota, Metazoa, Chordata, Actinopteri, Chaetodontiformes, Chaetodontidae. Gene Ontology annotation, biological process: regulation of transcription by RNA polymerase II. The transcript has 10 exons. The record is from RefSeq and is a predicted model, not a curated record. Gene Ontology annotation, cellular component: nucleus. Gene Ontology annotation, molecular function: DNA-binding transcription factor activity; RNA polymerase II cis-regulatory region sequence-specific DNA binding.
UGGUGUUCAGACUGGCUGCAGCUUGCAGCGCGCACACACACACUCACACACACUCGGCCUCAUUGAGCAGCAGUGGACACCUUGAGCUGAGGUGCAGUUGUUUUUGUGUUGGAGCUCGUGACUGUGCAGAUUCUCAGUACAGGCAGACAGACAUGUUGCCAAAGACGCGUCUGGGGAAGCGUUCUCCUCUCGGGGCGUUGGUGAGCUCCGCCUGCCCGGCGGCAGGAACCCAAACCGGUCAGGGGACGGCUGAGACCGGCGUCACCAUGGCAACAACACCGGGACAACAGAGCACCUGCAGAGUCAGAGGUCAUCCUGGGCUGAAGAUGUAUUUUCAGUGUGGGGGAGCAGGUGAACCCUCAGGUGCGGUGGAUCAGCUUGACCUCAUGCAGAGCGAUGUUUCUGUCAGCUCUUCAUCUCAUCCCUCCUCCUCCUCCUCCUCCUCCUGCAGCAGAUCUGUCUCCUCCUGCAUCGACGUCCCCAGAAGUCAGAGGAGUCCGGAGGAGGUCGACAUGGAUGAGCUGAUGGCAGCGAUGGUCCUCAGCAGUUUGUCCUGCAGCCCCCUGCUGCACAGCCCCGCCCACCCAGACACAACAGCUCCUCUGAUGGACUGUGGAGGCGGCGAGCUCUCUGACGGCGGCAGCAGCGGCUACUGGAGCGUGGGUCACACCAACGGAAGCCCGGCCCCCUCUCCACCAAUCGCAGAGCCCGGCGCGAGCCCGACCGCGCCCCCCGACGAAGGGCUGGACAUGGAGCUGGAGCAGGUGCUGUUCGAUGAGCCGGCGCCACGGAAACGCAGGAACUCCGUGAAGGCGGCGUACAGGUGUCUGUGGCCCAGCUGUGGAAAGGUGCUCACGUCAGUGGUGGGAAUAAAACGUCACAUCCGGACAACACACCUGUGCCGUGGCAGCGAGCAUGAGCGCUGUUCCCGCAGCGAGGAGGAUUUUUACUACACUGAAGUUAACCAAUGGGACCAGCAGCCGUCUCCUGCACUUCCUCUCCUCUGUGGCCCCGCCCCCGCCUCCCCCGCCUCCUCCUCCCCAUCCUCAACUCCCAGCCCUCCCCCUCCCUCCCCUCCGUCUCCCCCCUCUCCAGCCUGCAGCGCCCUGAGUCGCUCCGCCCCCUCUUCUUCUGGCAGCUUCUGGCAGGUCCAAUCAGAGCACUCCUACCAGGCUCCGCCUCCCAGCCAUGUGAUGUCAGCAGCAGCUUUGAACACACCCUCCUGUCGGUGGACGGCCACGCCCACCAGUUGCCUCAGACAGGGUUUGGCGUUUCGGGUGCGUUCGGUCAGUGUUGGGGAGCAGUGGUUGCAGCAUCAGAGUGCCCCCUGCAGGAGGAUUCGCGGCGAAGCCAAGAAAUGCAGGAAGGUUUACGGCAUCGAGCACAGAGACCAGUGGUGCACAGCCUGCCGCUGGAAGAAAGCCUGCCAACGCUUCCUGGACUGAACGGAGGAAGAUGGAGAGGAAGAGGAGGAACAACAAGGACUGAGGCAGGCUGCGCUCUUCGGCCUGGCCUGGUGGAUGUUUUAUACUCUCUGAAACCAGACGUAUUCUUUUGUUUUUAUACUCUUUCUACAUUUUCUAGAGGUGUCUUUUUUAUUUGAACGUCUUUUGAAGGUGUUUUGUAGAUGUCGUGUCCUGUCAGUGCUUCUUCAUGAACAGACUGGGGCAGCUAUGAUGUGACCUUUGACCCUGAAGCAGCAGCUUCAGCUCUCCUCAGGUGUUUUUAACUAAACCAGCCAACUGUUCAGGACCCACAUGUGCUCCAGUGUGUCGUCUGAGUCAUAGAAACAUCCAGGAAACGACUGCGUGCAGUUCAUACUGCUUCUCCACCUGAAUACCGUCGCUCAUUCACACCGACAGAGAUCAGCUUGGGCUUCAGUCUUUCUCAAGGACACAUUAACAGAAGGAAGUGUCUUAGUGGACGGCACGGUCCACCUCCUGAGCCACAGCUGUCACCGUGGAAACGCUCGGCUCAUGCUUUUCUGAGGCCGGUCAGCUGAUUCAGGUUCAGAUUGUGCCAACUGACGGCAGUUUCUAUUCAGAUUUGUGGACAGGAUACAAGACGGGAUCUACAGGAUCCCAACAAGGACAAAAAUCCUGUUUUCCACUGAAGAGUCCAGAAGAGGAGAGGGAGUGUCCACAGAGCAGGCUUUAACUCACAGCAGGUAGUUUGUUACCUGUGUGAACAACAGGUGUCCAACAACAAAGGUGUCCCUCAGUGUGCAGGACGACGUGACGCAGCUGAAACCUCCGUCCAGCAGUGAGUCACCUUCACACAGCGGCGGCGGUGGACGGAGGCAAACCUUCGUUCUGUGUCAGAUUUAACUCCGGGACUCACCGGCUGUUCGUCCACGAGGAACCGACUCAGGAGCCGCAAGAACAUCUCAAAGCUGCGAGACGAAUGAGGCAAGCAGCGGCAGAAUGUGACCGUUAAUACACCAGGAGGGCCGGGCGCUGUCGAGGGGGGAGCUUUGAACGCUGAAACAAACUGACCAUCGGACGCCGUUCGGCCGCCGUUGUCUUCUCACACUUUCCUCCAACCUGAGGUUUCUUCUUCAGAAACGUGAAGGCCUCACUCUUCAGUGAGACUUCACCUCCGGUCUUUUAUAAUCAGUCUGUUAACAUGUGAUAAACAGUCUGCAGCUCUGUGAUACAAGAGACUGAAGUGUUAAAACCACUGACACGUUCAGAUUCAGGUGCCCAACAGGCUGGACACACUGCCGGCGACGGCCAUCUUUGUGGUGCGUUCAGGUGACCAGACGCUGUCGUUUUUUUUAAAGUGGUGCUCCACACUAUGAACAGAUUUAUUUUAAGGCAUUUCAUCAUAUCAGGUGUUAACAUCCCAUCAUCUCUCAGCACCACCAGCUUCACGCUGAUCCUCUUCGUUUCCCAUCAGCCCUCUCGGUUCAGUUAUGUUUGGAAACAGAAGCCAUGUCCACUCGUCUCUGUGGAAACUACAUGCAGUAUUGAUCAAGAGAUCUGUCUAAGUACAAAUACACUGAAUUUAUAUAUUUUAAAUCUAUUUUUCCUGGUGGAUAUACACAAACACCAGACCCACAAAGAUUCAGUGACUCUGCUGAAGCUUUUUAAAUGCUGACGUUUCAAAUGUUCGUUUCUUUGCAGUAAAAUGAGACAAAGAUUUAUUCUCUAUUUAUAUUCUCAGUACGUGCUGUUUGUCUUUGAGCUGAAGUAAAUGUUCAUCGUUGUAGUCGAAUCAUUUUUAAAGACGCACUCUUUUAUACGUGACGUGAAGUCAUGAUGUUGUUAUAAUAAAGUGGAAAAGUUUUGUCUGG